AUGGACGAGCCGCUUCAGUUCGUCCCGUUCACGUCCGAGAUAGAGCUGCCGUUUUACUCGGCGCUCUUCUCGUCCAAGCUUGAAUACGACAAGCUCGACGACUCUGCGCGCGGCAUAGUGGGCGUGUACGAGGCGCGGGACGUGGAACCAGAUGCGAGCUGCAAGCUCCAGAUCCUCGGCAGCGCCUUGACGAACACAGAGUGGCUGACAUGUGCCCAUAGUCCUCCUCUCGGAAAAGCAAGAGCCGAAGGCAUCAUCAGGAAUGUCAACACCAUCGAGGACUUCCGCAAGACCGACAAGGCCGCCAUGUUGAAGCUGGCCGGCAGGCAGAUAUGGGACGCCAUCAAAGACGGCAGCAUAUACUCCGUUCCUUCGCUACUAUCCUCGUUCAUCAUCCUGUCAUAUGCCGAUCUUAAGAAAUACAAGUUUAUAUACUGGUGCGCAUUCCCUGCGCUGCACUCGGAUGCGCAAUGGAAGCGCUCCGGGCCAAUUCAACGACUCACCUCGGACGAGUCCACGGCACUGCUGGACCGGGUGGGAACAUGGCGAUACAGCGUGGACAAGCGCGAGCACGGGUUCUUCUUGGCCAAGAAGGUCUGGGGAGACAAGCCCCAGGAUCUGCAUGAGCAUGACCCGGCGCACAAGAUUCCAUACCGGUGGGAGGUGGCUUCGCUGCGGCAGUUUGAAGAUGGCUUUUUCGACGGUGUUGCGGAGGAGGAUCGAUUCGUCACAUUCCUGGACCCAUCUACUUUCCCCGAAGGCCCCUCGUGGCCGUUGCGCAACCUGUUAAUCUUGAUCCGCCAUCGAUUUCGUCUGUCCAAUGUCAACAUCUUGUGUUUCAGAGACGAAUGGUCCAGACGGCAUGAAGCUAAAAGCAUCAUUAUCCCGAUCAAGAUGGACCCGGUCGACGAUAUGGAGAUUAAGGAGAUGCCCAAGGUUACAGGCUGGGAGCGGGCAAAGAACGGCAAACUUCAGGCGCAGCUGGCCAAUCUGGGAGAAUAUAUGGAUCCAUCUCGAUUGGCUGAUUCUGCGGUAGAUUUGAACCUCAAGUUGAUGAAGUGGCGUCUGGCCCCGGACCUGAACCUCGACAUCAUCAAGAACACGAAAUGCCUGCUGUUAGGUGCCGGAACGCUGGGUGGAUAUGUCUCAAGGAAUCUGCUGGGCUGGGGCGUCAGGAAAAUCACAUUUGUCGACUACGGCAGCGUAUCCUUCUCGAAUCCAGUUCGCCAGCCGCUUUUCGAAUACGAUGACUGCCUCAACGGCGGGAAGCCAAAGGCAACCCAAGCUGCCGAGAUGUUGAAGAGGAUAUAUCCGGGCGUGGACGCCGAGGGCCACUCCUUGUCUGUGCCGAUGCUUGGCCAUCCGCUCACUGAUGAAGCGAGGACGAAAGCCGAAUACGAUAUGCUCGAAUCCCUGAUUGACGCUCAUGACGUCGUCUUCUUGCUCAUGGACACCCGCGAAUCCCGAUGGCUGCCGACAGUGAUGGGAAAGGCCAGGGGCAAGAUUGUCAUGAAUGCCGCUCUUGGGUUUGACUCGUACGUAGUCAUGCGACACGGCGCUGAGCCUACAGAGGAGGGCAAGGAGUCGCUCGGCUGCUACUUUUGCAACGACGUUGUUGCUCCUGCUGAUUCUAUGAAAGAUCAGACCCUUGACCAGCAGUGCACUGUGACGCGCCCCGGAGUCGCCGCCAUCGCCUCAGCACUCUUGGUUGAGCUCCUGACAAGCCUUCUGCAACACCCACUCAAGCACAGUGCCCCAGCACCUCAGCCAAGGCCAGGCGUCACCCUCGAAAGAGAUCCCCCCAACCACCCUCUCGGUCUCGUACCGCAUCAAAUCCGAGGCUAUGUAUCCACCUUCCAGAACAUUGUCAUUCGCGGGCAGUCAUACGACAGCUGCAGCGCGUGCAGCCCCAAGAUACUAAACGCCUUCCGCACCGACGGGUGGGAAUUCGUAAAGAAGGCUCUCCAGGAGAAGGACUACGUGGCUGAACUGUCUGGGCUUGCGGAAGUGCAGCGCAAGGCUGAGGAACUGGAGGCCCAGCUGGAUUGGGACGACGACGAGGAGGCGGCUGACGAGGGCGAUGGAGAACUGCUCUGAUUCAUCUUCGCCAACCUUUCCUCAAUCACGGAAUCACUGACAGUUUUACAGUGGCAAGUUUUCUAUGUUUGGGUUCUUUUUGUCUUCUGGUAUUGGAGUAGGUUUCUUGGUAGAAACGGCGUUGGUCUUUCUGUCUCUUACGGAGUACUCACUUCUUGUUCGAACAUCUCAUAUCCCCAGGAGGAUACGUCAGGAGGAUGCACAUGCCGUCUCCCUGAGUACUUGGUUAUGGCAUACUUACUUACCCUCUUGUAUAUAGGAGCU
Messenger RNA from Trichoderma reesei QM6a, 2361 nucleotides. RefSeq lists its product as uncharacterized. The transcript is spliced from 3 exons. Gene Ontology annotation, molecular function: Atg12 activating enzyme activity; Atg8 activating enzyme activity. The record is from RefSeq and is a predicted model, not a curated record. Gene Ontology annotation, cellular component: cytoplasm; phagophore assembly site. Gene Ontology annotation, biological process: protein modification by small protein conjugation; autophagy of mitochondrion; autophagosome assembly. Bases 1 to 2097 code for a protein of 698 amino acids. NCBI's taxonomy places the organism in Eukaryota, Fungi, Ascomycota, Sordariomycetes, Hypocreales, Hypocreaceae.